CAUCAUCACCGCCAUCAUCGCCAUGGCGACCAUCAUCGUCAUCACCAUCAUCAUCACCAUAUGGGCCACUUUGGCUCCUGCACUUGCUGGGACGUGGCUUUGAACAUUCACCUGAUCCUCCGUUGCCAGGAUUCGCUAUGCCAUGUCUCGGGCGCCUCGGCUGGCUGGAGGCGCAGGUCCUCGGCGGGCGCCGAGCUCAUCUGACCAUCAGUCAGGUUGCGGACGACACAAAGCUCAAAUGCAGAUUUGUUCUUUGUCCCGCUGGUGCUGGCGUUGCUUCUCCCCUUUUGUAAGCCCAUCUUUGCGAGCAGCUCAGUCAGCUCCGAGGUCUCCUGGCUUCACGCGUCGUGACCGACCGUGGGCACCGAUUAUCAUCGGGGCUUGCUGAGGUCUGUUUUUGGCUUCAACCCGUUCGGCCAGCUGUGGAUCACAGAGGGGCUGGUCCUCCUGGACCUCCGGAUCUUCGAGAUGGAGAUGGUGAUGAUGGUGGGUUCCCUCCCCCUGGUGGUUCUGGUGGCGGUGGGCGGCACCUUCGUCGACUUGCUGAGCAUGGUAGUCUUGGCCCUUGGCACGCUCGCGGUGGCGAUCCGUGGUCGCAGACUCGUUCGAGCGGGGCGGGAUUCGGUCCUCCUGCUAAGGCCCCCCGUGUUCAGGCUGAUCGGGUGGCCGUUCUUCUUGCAGGUGAGGUAUGUGCUGUGCCAGAUCAUGGGGGCGACAUCCGGCCGGGUGCAGGAGCUGCAGAUGGUUGUGGUACUACUGACGUUAGUGGAGAUGGCGCUCGCGAGUGCCCUGCUGGCCCUCAUGUUGGCGCGGAUCUACCAAGUCAUUCUGAAGAUCGAGGUGAUGGUGAUAUUCUUCCUCAAGGCGUUCAUGGUGCUGUUCGGCGAGUAUGGCGCCCUCGGCACGUGGGAAUACCUGCAGUUCAAUUUCGAGAGCGUGCUGAACAUCCAGUGGAGUUACCCGUCGUACCACCGCUCCCCUUCAACAAGAUGGCACGCGAACUUCACCCUGAAAUUCUGGUGGCUGCUGGAGCGCCUCUUCGUGAGCUCGAUGUUGCUGAUCUUCCUGAGCCUGAUGCGGAUCUUCCUGAGCGGCGUCAGGACCUCCUCUUUCAUGGUGGGCCUACUGGUCUUCGAACUGUCAGUGACGAUCAUGCCGGUAUCUUGGCUACAGUUGUUGUUAACUGUGCACGUGUAGAUGAGAUACUUCGUUCUCUUCGCCGAUCGCCUGGUGGGCUUUCUGAGGGUAGGGCUGCGGAGAGCCGCCUCCUGAAGAGCGGGGCUGCAUCUUUUGUGGAGCGGAGGGUCUGCCGCUCUGCUGUAGCUUCUUAAUCCCGCCACGUGAGAAUGCAUGUUGCUGGGAGGUCCGAUGUCUGUCUCAUCAAUUCCUGUGUUCGCCGCCUUUCACCGAGGAUUCGUCAGGUUGCUGACAUCAUGCAAGAUCCUGUCUGGCACGCUUCUUCGCUCGAGCUGGGAAGGGCCAGCACUAUUUUACAUCAUAACGUCCAGCUGUUCGAUUCGAUUCUCAUUGAGAUUCAAGCCAUGAGGGAUUAACUGCUGUUGGUGGUGGCCCGUGGAUUUGUCAUCAUUGUCGUCGUUAUCAUCGUCAUCAGGAAACGUCCGGCG
This is a messenger RNA of Prorocentrum cordatum, 1625 nucleotides long. Lineage: Eukaryota; Dinophyceae; Prorocentrales; Prorocentraceae. The record is from the annotation of a GenBank genome assembly.